This is a messenger RNA of Paramecium sonneborni, 2117 nucleotides long. The record is from the annotation of a GenBank genome assembly. Lineage: Eukaryota; Ciliophora; Oligohymenophorea; Peniculida; Parameciidae.
AUGCUAAAAUUUGAAGCAUUCAAGAAACAACAAAGAUUGAUUGAAAAAUCACCUUAAUUUAUUGUAUAAUAGUUACUACAGAGAAAGAUUGUCUUUAUUAGAGAGAACUUUAGUUCUAAAGAGAACUUUAUGAUCUAAGUAUUUAUUUAUUUUUGAUAACUAACAAUCUUAGAAAGAAGAAUCAUAAGAGAUAAUAUAUUUAAAGCCAGAUUGUGGGGAUUAAGUGAUGAAUGAAUUAACUAGAAUUGCAAUGUCAGAUAUUCCAGAUAAUGAAUAAUUAGAGUAUCAUAUUAGAGCUUAGUAAUUAUUGGAUUAUUUCACUUAGAAUUAGUAUCAUUAUAAUCAUUCUAUUUUAGGGUAUAAGUCUAAUAUACUACAGUUUUAUAUUAAAAAAUUAAUUAUGCAUUGGCUUUAAGAAAGUAUGGAUUGACAGAAGAAGUCAUCAAUUUAUUACUUGAUAGUGAUUAGAUUCUUAAAAUCAAAGGAAAAUAAUUAAAAAAAUAAUCCCUAGAUAUAUAAUUCUUAGCAAGAAUUGUAUAAAACAAACUUAUGAGAUUGCGUAUCAUCUUUUAAUGUACUUUAUUAUUUUCUGAGAGUAGAAGGUAUAAUAUUUAAAUAGAUAAACUAUAGAAAUAAAUAAGCUUUAGAAUUAGCGAAAAGUGCUUUAAAAUAACUCAAAGUUAUCUUUGAAACUACUAUUAAAUUAUGUUAAUAGAUGAAUCUAACUAAUUUAAUUAAUAAAAAAUAAAGAGCUAAUUCAGAAAUGACUCUAGCAUCUAUGAUAUCUCCUCAACCUUAAAAGUUAUCAUAUAGUUAAAUUGUAGAAAUGGUAUUUAAAGAAAUUUUGGUACUUAUUAAAUGUUCUAUGCCUUAAUCUUAAUUUGAUGAUAAAAAUACACAAAUUAUUAGAAGUUAUUAAAGUCGUAGUCAAUCCUUAGAUAAAUACAGUGAAUCUAUCUCUAUUACAAAUACAAUCAAUCAAAAUAAUAAAUUGUAUCCAAAUCUUAAUGAUAAUCAUCCAAUGUUAUAAAUGUAAAUUCUAGGCUUAAUGUAAAUGACCUAAGUUGAUAUUGAAGAAUUAUAUCCUAUAACUAAUCCUGAAAUGGUUAUUACUGAAGAAGUUAUACUUGAAUUAAUCAUGUUAGCUGGAUUAAGCUUCUAUAGUAUCUCUACUGAAUUAAGAUUUAUUAAUUCCAAUUUCGAUAAUCGAUCAAAUCUUGAAAUUUGGCUUUGCAAAAGUCUAGAAAUAUAUUAUACAUAUGUUCCUCAUAUGUCUUCAAUUUUUAAUCAAAUUUAUCAAGUCUAUAAAAAACUCUAUGGAGUAGAUAAAUAAAUGAUACCUGAAGAUUAAGAAAUCACACACUUAACUAAAUUGUUACGUCCACAUCAAUUCAAUAAUAAAGCUAGCUUAGCUAAUAAAGUUGUAAUAGUAAUUAAAGUUCCAGAAGGUCCAACAUCAAUUAUUAAACAUGCUAAUACUUAAUAAAAAACUAUACCUUCAAAUAAAACAAGCAAAAAGUAAAAGUAAAUUUAUAUAUAGACAUUUAUUAACACAAGUUGAGGAUUAAGAAGAUACAGGAAGAUCUCCAGCUAAAUUAUUUUUAAAACCAACUCAAAUAAAAUCAUAAUAACCUUUAGAGAUUAAGUAAAGGGUCGAGUUUUUAAUGAAUCAUAUUUUAACUUAAUAAGCAAAGUUGAGUAAAGAUAAGUUGAAGAUUAUAAAGAGUCGUAUAAAACCUGAUUUAAGUAAUGGAAAUGUUGGUAUGACAGCCUCAACGAAUAAUACAACAUAGAAUACAACGAAUAAUACAACAUAGAAUACAAUAUAAAAUUCAGCUAAAUCACCUCCAAAAUAAUUAAGUCGUUCUCUCUCGAAUUCUCGUAAGGCUAGUUAAUGCAUUGUACCUGCUUAACUAAACGUUUAGCAAGCAUUGCAUUAGACUAGAACAGCAUAAUUAAAAUAUAGAUAUCGGAAUCAAUUUAAUACUUUGCCCAUCGAAGAGAGUCCUACAUAAUUUAGUAGUACUAGAAAAUAAGGAACUCUGGAUUCAGCAAAAAAAUAAUACCAAAAUAAAUAUUAAUUAGUACUUUAGUAGAAGUUACAGAACCUCAAUUGA